This is a messenger RNA of Acaulospora morrowiae, 1668 nucleotides long. The record is from the annotation of a GenBank genome assembly. NCBI's taxonomy places the organism in Eukaryota, Fungi, Glomeromycota, Glomeromycetes, Diversisporales, Acaulosporaceae.
AUGGCUUUUCGGCUUCCACGUGAGAUUUUACGUGAAAUUUUUCUGGAACUCCUGGAUGAAGAUUUCCCACAGGACUUGCAUCCUUGUGCACUGGUGAAUCGUGAAUGGUGUGAAGUCGCGAUUCCAAUUUUAUGGUUAAUACCCAUGAAUUCGCCUAGUUGGACGUGGAAAAGUACUUUGUAUCUCCGGACAUUACUAUCAACAAUCGGCGAAGAAUCAAGAACCUUACUGGAAAAAAAUACAAUUGACCUGUCGACAUCACCAGCUGGAACAUUGUUCAAUUACGCGUCGUAUCCACGAACACUUGGGGUCACAAACCUACUGUUAAGUAUCGACUUUUAUCUUUUUCCGAACAGGCAAAAACCCAUGAAAAGGGAUGAAAAAGACAUGAAUCAAUUGAGAUUAAUGUUUAAAGAAUUAUGCAAACUGUUUAUCGCUAACUGCAAUAUAAGCACGAUCGAAAUUGGAGAGUCCACGGGAAUCUAUUAUUCUGUAAUCGAUGAAAUCAGUCUUAUACCGACAUUUCCCGGAGCUAAAAAGAGUUUGGAGAGGUUAACCACCCUCUCGUAUAGCAAUCAAUACUCAUCAAAGAUUACGUCAAUGUUUGAAUCAAUGUCUACGUUUGUCAUGAAUCUUUCUAGCAUACACUCAUAUAUCAUGGAUUCUUCGCAAGCAAUGGCAUUAGCGAAACUUAUUAGCACACAACGCAAAUUGGAACAUCUUUCGUUAGCUUUACCUACAGUUACAGAUAAAUUGAUUGCAGGAAGAAAUCUGUCGCAAGAAAGAGAUUGCUUUGUCCACAUUUUUGGGGCAGUUGCAUCUCAAAAAUAUAAUCUUAUCGUGCUUGAGCUUAAGAAUAUAAACUUUAGAUUUGUUCCCAAGAAUUCACUGGAGGGACUCGCCAGCUGUAGUACUUUGCAAAUCUUAGAAUUAAUUCAAUGUGAGGGUUUGGAAACCGAUCAGGCGAAAGCUUUGUCCAUGUCAUUUCCGUUGUUAAAAAAUUUUGUUUUCAAAGCUUCACCGGAAAUAGAUGAAAAGUAUCCGGAUGAAUUCAUCACCGAAAUUUUCAGGACUGCCAGUAAUCAUCUUGAGGAGAUUUUGUUAGAAGAUCACACCGAGCAUACCAUUACGUCGAUCACACGUUACUGCCGUAACGUUCGAAAAUUGUUCCUGGAAAGUCUCGAGCAAGAACAAAUUUUAUCAAUCUUCAGUAAUUGCAGUCAAUUAAAAAGUAUUUCAUUUGAUUGUGGGAAAGGCUUCGAUGCAAAUGACUUCCUUCGGAAGAUGGCUUUGUGCGUUCCAAAGACACUUGAAGCUAUGGAAAUCCAUAUGUUUCUUCGUAAUCCCUGGUUAUUUACUCCUGAAAGUCUAAAGAUAUUUCUCGAAAGUUGUAAAUGUUCAUUCAAGCAACUUGUGAUUCAGCAUGAUUUGGUUGUGAAUCGAUUUUAUGAUGAUAGUACAGCACCCGAAGACGUUGAAAUGACUACAAUGGACGAAGAACACUUCAACGUUAUUAAACGGGCAGGCGUUAAUCUGCUCAUGACAAACAACAUUGCUUUAGAUCCUGAUAAAUAUCCGGAUUAUAGCGGAAUAAUUACUAUUCCUGAAUCUACCCCUGCUAGCCGUCGUGUGUUUGUGAGUGAUUUUUACCUUGUUUACGCGUAUUGA